Molecule: messenger RNA, 672 nt
Organism: Phialemonium atrogriseum
Lineage: Eukaryota; Fungi; Ascomycota; Sordariomycetes; Cephalothecales; Cephalothecaceae
Product: Shr3 amino acid permease chaperone
Exons: 2
Coding region: 1-672 (223 amino acids)
Biological process (GO): endoplasmic reticulum to Golgi vesicle-mediated transport
Cellular component (GO): endoplasmic reticulum membrane
Source: RefSeq, a predicted model, not a curated record
AUGGACAAGUGGGUGGACUGGUCCAAGACCACGCGGUCAAGGAACUACCGCGGGUCCGGCUCCUUCGCGACGUUCCUAAUCAUCGGGCCCGUCUGCUUCUUCCUAGGCAUCCUCUUCGCCUCCUUCCCCUACGACUUCCCCCUCCUCUGGACGUCCGACCCCGUCCCGGCAACCUACUACGACCAGCUCGAGACGCACCUCCGCUUCGUGCACCAGUCCCCGCCGCUGAUCGCGCGCCUCCUCAACAUCAUGGCCGCUGUGGGCUUCCUCGGCUUCUUCAUCAAGCUCUUCCGCCCCUCCGAGGCCAACGUGCUCUUCGACGGCGCCUCCCUCGUCCUCUACGUCAUCGGCGCCGGCGUGUACAUCGCCAACAUUGUCAAGGGCCUGCGCCUCGUCUCGGCGGGCGACUGGGAGGAGCGCGCCGCCGAGGCGGCCGCUCUGGCCGAGGGCGAGGGCGGCGCCCUGCGGCCCGGGGAGAUCAUCCUCGGCAGGGAGGACAGCCUCAAGGUCCUGAGCGCGAGUAACACCAUCCUCGCGCUUGUUCUUGUUGGCGUUCUCGUCUUGCAGGCUGGGCAGUGGUAUGCCGAGCGGAAGGAGGCGGAUGACGAGGAGACUGUUGAGAGGGCUGAGGCUGAGAAGAGGAGCGCCGCGGGCGCGAAGAAGAAGCAGUGA